Molecule: messenger RNA, 681 nt
Organism: Populus nigra (black poplar)
Lineage: Eukaryota; Viridiplantae; Streptophyta; Magnoliopsida; Malpighiales; Salicaceae
Product: GDSL esterase/lipase At4g16230-like
Exons: 3
Coding region: 1-681 (226 amino acids)
Biological process (GO): lipid metabolic process
Molecular function (GO): lipase activity
Source: RefSeq, a predicted model, not a curated record
AUGAACAAGUCAUUUCCUCUCUUGUGUUUCAAAGGACUGUUGAUGGGUUUUGUAUCAGGAAGAUGCGUUGUUAUAGGUGUGAUACUGCAUAUGGCAACAGCCUCCUUUUUGUUCAGUAUCUGCUCAGCAAAGGAUCCUCCUGCUCUUUAUAUAUUUGGAGAUUCACUGGUUGAUGCAGGAAACAACUUCUACAUUAAUACAGCAGCAAAAGCAAAUUUUCCUAAUGGGAUUGAUUUUGGGAAUCCAAUAGGAAUUCCAUCUGGGCGAUUUACAAAUGGAGAAGAAGUGGGGUUGGCUAGUUUAACUCCUCCUUACUUGGCUCCGACAACCACUGGAGAUGUGAUUCUGAAGGGUGUCAAUUAUGCUUCUUCAGCAUCGGGAAUUUUAAAUGAUACUGAACGGUUCUUCAGACUCUACAAUCUGGAUGCCAGAAAGUUUAUAGUUACAAAUUCUGCUGCUGUUGGAUGCAUCCCUUUCGUUAGAGAUCUACAUUCAUCUGUAGAUGGCUGUGUUGCUGUCAUGAAUCAGAAAGCACAGUUAUUCAAUAGCCGAUUGAAUAGCCUGCUAGCGGAACUCACCAAAAAUCUCGAGGCAUCAACUUUUAUUUGUGCAAAUGUUUAUGCAAUGCUAGAUGAUAUUCUUAAUAACUACAUGACAUCAUAUGGUAUACCGAAUGAGUGA